AUGGAUUCAACAAGUUUUGUGUGCCAACGGCGAUCCUAUAAUGGCGAAUUGUGCACCGUCCGCUACGCGGGGAAAGUUGCAGGCACCACCGGCGAAUGGUUAGGUGUGGAAUGGGACGACCCAACACGGGGGAAGCACUCUGGAGAGCAUGGAGGAGUGAGAUAUUUUACAUGCAAAAGAAAGCACCCCACUGGAGGGUCGUUUGUGCGCCCGUCUCGAGCUGCAGACCAGCCUAGAAGCUUCCUAGAGGCUCUGCGUGAGAAGUACGCAUCUGAGUUUGAAGAGGAAGCCGCCAGGAGAAAGCUUGGUGGUGCUGUCUCCGGCGAUGCUCUACACAAACCGAUUGAAAUCAGCGGCAAGGUUGUAGAAGAAGUUGGUUUCGACAAAAUCCGAAAACAACUUGCCGAGCUGCAAGAGCUGAAGAUUGUUCUCUUAGAUGGGCUACGGGUCGCAGGAGUCCUUGCUCAUGAUGGUAGCACAGAACAAAUCCAGUCAGUCUGCAAUGAGAUCGAGCAGACCUGCCCUAAGAUUAUCGAGCUUGAUCUCAGUCGAAAUCUUUUGAAUCGUUGGGGUGAUGUUGCAAGUAUAUGUGACUCACUCAAGCGCCUGAGAACAUUGAAGUUGAAUGGAAACCGGAUGGGCCCUGUGGAGGAAGGCUUGAAAUUCGAGAGGAUUGCAGAGCUUCAGUUGGAUGACACGCUUCUCUCUUGCGAUGAGAUAUCAGCUUUGACAUAUCAAUUUUCGUCCCUAGCUACUUUAACCGCCUCCACUAACCAGAUUUCAACUAUCUCAUCAACCCUUUCGAGCACAAUCACGACAUUAUCCUUGGAGGAUAAUGAGAUCUCUUCUCUAUCUUCCCUCAGAGAGCUUACGUCCAUGAAUAGUCUGAACCGUCUUUCACUACGCGGAAAUCAAGUUGAUAAGAUUUAUGAAUCCAAUUCAGAUGAAGCAUGCCCGCUACGGUUUUCAAACAACCUUCAGUCGGUCGAUCUGUCCAGGAAUAGAAUUGACAAUUGGCUUUUCAUCAACCAUAUAUCACUUGUAUUUCCUGGACUCCAAACUCUCCGCAUAUCUGGGAAUCCUCUCUACGACCAACCGGUGGGCCCAUCAACGAUCACUGGGUUGCCAGAGAAAACAAUGACAGUAGACGAGGCAUAUAUGCUAACUCUUUCUCGAAUAUCCUCGUUAAAAAUGCUCAACUACGGCACAAUAACAGAAAAGGAUCGCAGCAAUGGAGAGCUCUAUUACCUCUCGCUCAUCGGCAAGGAGUUAUCUGCUUUCCCGGAAAGCGCGGAGCGGGAGAUCCUCGCAAAGCACCCUAGAUAUAGUGAACUUUGUGGAAUAUAUGGUGAGCCUAUGAUUAAGAGAGCUACAGCGUCGACAGGGUCAGGUGCUGCUGUGAAUCCACGGUCUGUUGCUGCACGCUUGUUGAGGUUAGUAUUCAGCUUACGCCGAGAUUUACCGAUGACUGGCACCUCAGACACGAAUCAAGACGAUGCAUCAAGGGAGGAAAUCAAGGUGAAGGAGAUACCCCGAUCGUUUGAUACUUACCAAGUUAAGGCCAUUGUUUCGCGUCUGUUUGGCCUGGCGCCUUAUGAGUUCAGGCUGAUUUGGGAGACGGACGAGUUGGACCCCGUCAGUAAACAGAAUAUAGAUGAUGAGGACGGAUGGGAUAGUGGAGAUGAGGGUGCCAAGCCCUCGCAACCGAGCGAUAACUCCGCGUUCGUUAAAAGAGAGGUUGAGCUUGUGGAUAGUACGAAAGAUAUUGGAUUCUUGUUCCAGUCUGAUCUUACUGAGGCGAAGAUCAGACCCAGAUACUGGUGCAAACAAUGCAAGAUAUUCAUCCGAGACACAGCAUUCGAGAAAACCCAACAUGAAGCAACGGGCAAGCACCAAGGAAACCUGAAGCGAUUCCUCCGGGACAUCCACAGAGACAACGAGCGCCAACAGCGGGAAACCCAGAGGGCCAAGAAUGAGGUUGAACGACUACGAGGAAUUGUCUCCGGUAAUGCAGCUGGAAACGGCGGCAAUGCAGCUUCCUGGAAACCAGCCGCGCCAGUUCCUCAAGCGCCACCGCGGUCAGUCUCCCUGGACGAGAGGAAAAAGCAGAUGGCGCAAUUGGCGGAGAUGGGUGUUGCGAUUCCGGACGAGUAUCGUGGCGAUAUGGCCCUGGCUGGGGAGUGGCAGACGGUUUCCCAGAAAGUAAUUGGCGCAGAUGGAGAGAAGACGGGUCCUUCGCUUGGGGUUCGCAAGCGCAAGCAUGAGGGGGACGAGGAAGAAGAGGAGGCUAAACGGGAGGCGGAAAGGUUUGUUAGCAAGGGUUGGGGGUCGAGGACUAAGGAGUAUCCCGGUGCGCAGGACGAUGCGGAUUUGGAUGCCCUUCUGGAGUCUACGAAGGAUGUCAAGAAAGCGAAACCUUCGGCUUCUGAGGCGACUCCGAAGGAGAAUGACCAGGAGGUUGCUGACGUCCCAGCUAAGGGCGAGGGUGACUCUGCAGCUGCAGAUUCCGAGCAGACGCCGCAAACUGAAAAGGAACCGUCUGAAGCGCCCCCUGCGCCUGUGGUUAAGGAUGAACCAGAAGAAGCAAGUGCGGGCGUCGUUUUCAAAAAGCGCAAGCCAAAGGUUAUGAGAAAAUAG
This is a messenger RNA of Aspergillus nomiae NRRL 13137, 2637 nucleotides long. RefSeq names its product tubulin-specific chaperone. NCBI's taxonomy places the organism in Eukaryota, Fungi, Ascomycota, Eurotiomycetes, Eurotiales, Aspergillaceae. The record is from RefSeq and is a predicted model, not a curated record. Gene Ontology annotation, molecular function: zinc ion binding; protein binding. Bases 1 to 2637 code for a protein of 878 amino acids. The transcript has 5 exons.